Corticium candelabrum is the source of this 957-nucleotide messenger RNA. RefSeq lists its product as uncharacterized. Bases 24 to 659 code for a protein of 211 amino acids. The transcript has 2 exons. The record is from RefSeq and is a predicted model, not a curated record. Lineage: Eukaryota; Metazoa; Porifera; Homoscleromorpha; Homosclerophorida; Plakinidae.
CGCAAGUCUAACUCAUAGAGGCGAUGCGUCAAGCGCAUGAUGGUUUUGGAGAGCACAAUUUUGAACGGAUUACCCACGUGCGUCAUGUGACAAGGUGCAAGCAAGCUCAAUUUCCUGAUGAGGCAACUGUAAGAGAUAAGUAUGGCAUCUAUCUGAGAAAAUGUCAUCCAAGAAUUCAUCCUGCUGGAAUAGAUUGGAGCGUAAAGUACGAUGGCAUCUUGGUGUCUGGAGAAAACCCACCCAAGGGUGUUUUCUUUGAUGCGUCUUUAUAUCGUGGGGGAAUUCCAAACAUAUCUCCUUACCCAACGGGGGAAUCACAAAAUCUCGACUACUGGCGUGUAAGAUUACCAUGCAAAUCUACACUGCGAAACAAUCAUAUCCUGUACAAAGUCACUAAAGUUGAAACCAGGGCAAGUCGAGCUGUGUUGCUGGCUCUAGCCCCUAGGCAGAACGAAUGGUUUAGACUCGCUUACGAAGAAGGUAAAAUUGAAUGUCUAGAUGUAAGAAACAAUGAGUACAUGUGGUGUGACAACGUCCAAUGGUAUUGUCCAAAAUACAAAAACAAGGGCGAUGUCUGGAUUAAACUGUUUCUUCCUUGGGACGUGCCUAUUAGAACGGAUUCUAUUUGGGAUACGGUAACAAAAACGUUUGGUGCAUAGCUAUCAUUUCUUUGAAAUCUCACUUUACGUUAGUAUUUUAGUUAUGUGUCUGUAUAUACUGGACAAAUGACGUGUGGUUUAUCAUUUUACGGUUUUUAAUGGCGCUGAUAUCUUUGUUUGAUUGCAUAAUUCAAUAAAUACAAAUUUUAAUUUGGCAUAUACAUUUAUAUACAACAGCUAUUGAGAAGUCGCCACACCAACUAUUGCUUUGCUGGUAUUCGAAGUGUAGGGCCGUUGAGGGCUUUAGUGGGCCAGGUCUUGCGUGGACAAACCCCGCCUAAACUAAAGGUAAAAAAUA